Molecule: messenger RNA, 4933 nt
Organism: Pangasianodon hypophthalmus (striped catfish)
Lineage: Eukaryota; Metazoa; Chordata; Actinopteri; Siluriformes; Pangasiidae
Product: alpha-N-acetylgalactosaminide alpha-2,6-sialyltransferase 1
Exons: 9
Coding region: 2496-3812 (438 amino acids)
Molecular function (GO): sialyltransferase activity
Source: RefSeq, a predicted model, not a curated record
CUCAAACACACACAGUGGGGUCCAAAAGUCUGAGACGACUAGUGACAAUGCUUCUGUUUGGCGUUCUUUUUCAAUUUAACACAAAGGUUUUCAUUACAGUUGAUAUUAUCAGCAAUAACUUGAGUGAAAAGUAGAAUCUUAGAAAUAUUUACGUGAAUUUCAGAGUUUCUUAUUUGGUAUUUCCCUGUUUUUGCUUUAAUGACAGUGUGCACUCGAGUAUGCAUGGACUCCACAAGUUUGUGUAAAAUCCUACAAAAGUUAACAUGAUAAACAUCACAAAUUUGCUUAAGUAUAAAUAGUGACCUAUUGAAUAUUGAACAUAUUGAAUAUUGAGUCAAGAUGUUGCACAUUUCCUUUUUUUUGUUUUAGAAUUUUCAAAAUUCUAAAACUUUCAGUUUAUUCCCAGUUUUAAAUAUAAAACAUCCCAGAUUUUCUGUGUGGUUUUUGGUCCCCACUGUGUGUGUUUGUGUGUGUGUGUGUGUGUGUGUAAUAAUAAUCCUAGGCACCCUGAUUUUUUUUAACACAGAUUUUGUUAUAGAUAUUUAUUUUAUGACCUCUGCAUAAUUGAGACAGUGCAAAAAACAUUUUAUUAUUUAGUAAUGUAUUGUUACAGAAAAAUCUUUGCAAGUCAGUAAAGAAAGUAACAUAUUGCACAACACACAGGGGUUUUACCUGCAAAAACAGAAGCUAGUGCGACAGUCAAAUUCUCCAAAAGAACGUCUCCAAGAUAUUCUUAAAAACUUAUCAUCCAAUUUCCUGAUAGAAAAUCACAAAGUCUAUCUGAGACUGCCAAUGCAUUUUUACUGAUCAAAGGGUCCUUAUAGAAAAUAUUGACUUUAGAGCUCAGUGACUUUACAGUUGGCAGGAUGCCUCGUAGGACACCACCUUUGCCAGAAGUCAGUUUGUGAUAUUUCUUUCCUGCCCUUGUCAAAUACAAGGGCUAUUAUUGCGAAAUGUGGAAAGCAGAGCAUUUAGGUGCAAUAACAACUCAGCUGUGAAACAGUAGACCAUGCAAACACAGAGCAGGACCACUGCAUACUGGUCACCUAUCCUCUGUUGAAAAUCACCUAUCCUCUGUUGAAAAUCACCUAUCCUCUGUUGCAUCACUCACUACAGAGAUGCAAACUGCCCCUGUCAUGAAAUGGCCAAGCAGCGGCACACAAUGCCAAGAGUGGGCUGGAGUGGCAUAAAGCCCGCCGCCACUGAACUCUGGAGCAGUGGAAACAUUCUCUGGAAUGAUGACUCACGCUUGCUUCAGUAACUUUUUAAUCUGAUGGAUGAAUCUGGGAUUGGCACGCUGCCUACCGGAUGCAUAGUGCCAAGUUUGGUGGAGAAGCGAUAAUUGUAAUGGCCUAGGGCUGUUUUUCAGCGUUUGUAAGUUCAGGGUUAGUUCUAAGGUGAAAAUGUUUUUGCAAAUUUGUUAAAAAAAAUCAAAAACUGAAAUAUUUCAGUUAGGUAAGUAUUCAGAGCCUUGGGUAAGGCAUUCCAAAUCAAGCUCAUGUGCAUCCUGUUUGUCCUAAACGCUGUUUUCCUCCUCCAAGUCCACACCUGAGUGACGAAGGCAAAAGGAAAAUGUUUUCAUUCACUCUCAUUCAUACUUACAGCUGUCUAUCCUAAUCUUUGACUGUAUAAACAUUUAUAAGAUUAGAUAGCUGUGCUGUAUAUGGCUGAGGAACUAUUAGGCUGCAGAAUAAAUAUUUUCUUUUUAAACCAAACAAAGCCUAGAGUUUGCAGUAGACCUAGGCUAACAGGUAUUUUAUUGUCAUAUGUACUCAUCUUAAAACAGGUUUAGUCUUGUCAGUUGCAAACAGCCACUAGGAGACUGAUGUAUGUAUGCACGCUCACUAUCCACUUUAAUAGGAACACCUGUACACCUGUUCAAUCAAUUGCAAAUGCAAUUAUCCAAUCAGCCAGCGCACAUUCACAUCAAACAUCAGAAUGAGUCUGAUCGUGGCAUGGAGGUUGGCCAUUAAUAAACCCUUAAUAAACUGUAAAAAUUGUCACUAAAAUUGCACUAUUAUCCCCCUUCAUGUCAUAUCAAGGACUACAAAAACAUCUUGCAUACUUUGCACAACUACAUUGCACUACCUCAGAGCAAAAUCUGCACCUCAACCUUGCACCUGCACCUUAUUUGUAUUUUUUGCACCUUUUUUUUUGUAUUGUAUUGUAUUGUGAAUCUCUUGUAAUCAUUAUUCUACAUUUCUGUCUCUUAAAUUUCUGUCUUGCUUACCCCUUUAUUAUUUAUUUCUGUUCUUAUUGUACUGCUGUAGACUGCCUAAGCCUCACAAAAAGCAUUUCAACGUACAUUGUCACUGACGCUUGUAUAUAUGACAAAUAAACUUGAAAUUUACAUUUAUAAUAACGUACCGUUACAUGUGAUUCUUCCAAAUUUACUUUGGUGUAGUCCACUCUUGUCAAGGCGGUUUUAAAGUCUCUCAGAAUCACACACCCUUAUAUUCAAACAAGCCUCAUGUAGGACAAGGCAAUCCUGAACUAUGCAGAGCCAAGUGGUUGCUGCUUCGGCAUUCCUGUUUUGCUGUGGUUUGUUUUAUGUUUUAAUUUGGAACAAGAUGCCGGAAAAAUGGCCUAGUUUCCAAGCAGGCAAUAUUCCUACAAGGGAAUCAGAUUCAUUUUGGAGAAGUGGAGAUGAAAUCACAGGAAAGUUUAUAACCACUACUGGGGCGCCUUCGCUGAAUUUGUCCUCAGGAAAAACCACAAAAGGAGCGUCAGAGCAUCAUGUGCCUUUAAACACAUCAGAGCUUAAACAUCAGAUCAACAUAACCCCUAUUCCCAUCCUCUAUAUUAAAAAUUUCACUAAGCUGCCCAAGUGGGACUUUGAGGAUGUUUACAUGCAGAGCAGUGAAGCACGACGGCCGGUCUGUUCAAAGUCUCUCCAGAACUCCAAAGAUAAAGAGUUUCAGGAGGCCGCGUUGUGGAACAUCCAGCUUUGGCUCCACAAUGGCCACCUCAAUGUGAGUGAGUGGAACCGGCUUGCGCACUUCAACAACCCGUUUGGGUUUAUGGAAUAUACCUAUACUGACAUCAAAAAGUCAGUCGAUUUGAUCCCGAAGCCGAAGUACAAUCAGCUUUUGCCAGUGCCCAGUGGGUCAGAGGAUGGAUGUAUUCGCUGCGCUGUAGUUGGCACCGGUGGCAUUCUCAACGGCUCCAAAAUGGGCAAAGAGAUCGACUCUCAUGAUUACGUCUUUCGAGUGAAUGGAGCAGUCACUAAAGGCUUCGAGGAAGAUGUCGGAAAUAAAACCUCGGUGUACGUUCACACGGCGUUCUCCUUAAGCCAGUCUGUUAUACACCUGGGAAAGUAUGGCUUCAAGUACAGUCCACAGGAUGAAGGAAUUAAACAUGUGAUGAUUCCAGAGGGUCUUAGAGAUUAUGAGUGGAUUGAGGGCCUCCUGGAGAAAAAGAGGAUGACAUACGGAUCCUAUAAAGGUUACAGGCCUCUUACCUUCUACAACGACCGGUUCCAAGAGGAUAAAUUUUAUGUCCUUCAUCCAGACUUUCUACGAUACAUCCGGAACAGAUUCAUGCCAUCCGAAAAUCUGAAGGAAUCGUACUGGGCUUUAUACAGACCGACCAAUGGAGCAUUCACAUUGUUCUUAGCUCUUCACACCUGUGAUAUCGUGCAUGCGUAUGGAUUCAUCACGGCAGACCACAGCAAAUACCCCAACUAUUACUUUGAAACCACAAAAACUAGGGUUGUUUUUUACCUCAAUCAUGACUAUAACCUGGAGAUAAAAACCUGGAAGAAACUGCAUGACGCUGGAAUCAUCACCCUUUACCAAAGACAGGAAAACUAAACCAGACUGUGAAUUAAUGAACUCUUUUCAUUCAUACAGUACUGUGCAAAAACUUACGCACAUGCAAAAAUAUGCUGUAGAGCAAAGAUGCCUUCAAAAGUAAUGAAAUGAAAAGUUUCUACAUUUAAAAUAAUACUAUAAAGAGCAGUAAACAGUAUAAAAAUGAAACAAAGUCAAUAUCUGGUGUGAUGAUCCUUCGCUUUAAAAAACAAUAGUAUCUCAGGUACAGUGUGUGCAGUUUUAUAAGGAAAUGAGCUGGAAGUGUUACUGAGCAUCUUGCAGAAGCAGCCACAGUUCUUCUGGAGACUUUGACUGUCGACUCGCUUCUUAUUUCUGCAGCGAAACCCAGCAGCCUUCAUUAUGCUUUUUGUCUGAAAAGUGUCUCUUAUGUCAUCUGCUGCUUUCUUUACUGACAUACAAACAUUUUUCUGUAACAUUUAAUUUUGUGCUGGAAAACUAAUGUUUGGAAAUCUGAAAAGUUUUUGUACUGAACUGAUAAUGUAAAAGUUAUAGAUUACUAAAAAAAAAAAAAGACUUUUCACAGUACUGCACAAGCAUUCAGGUAAAUGCAACCAGUAUCAGGACAUCUGGUGUAACUUUAUGAUCUGUUAUUUUUAUUUAAUAUUGUAAUAUGGCUAUGUUAUUUAUAGAUCUAGUGAGUCAUGCAAGUUUUGUUCCACAAUAUGGGCCAGUUUAACAUGUUACUUCAGCUGUUUUUUUCCAGUUAAAGACCUAAUACUGCUCUUGUAUUUUAAUGUAAUCUAAUUAAAAUAUGUUUUGAAAAAAAUCUUCUUCAUACUAUAUGAUUUGAUCCAAAGUGACUAACAGAAUACAUCACAUUUAAGCAUUUUCAGUUACUGUCUGAUCUUUUCCUGUUCUGAGUAUAUAUACAAUUAUUGUAUAUAUUUAUUUAUGAGAAAUCCAAAAGUAAAAAAUGACCAUGUAAAUAUAACUAUUAAAAUAAACUUAAACUUAGUUAAAGCCAGGAACAAUGUGAAUCUUUCUGCAUUUUCUGCUUAUUAGACUGAAAUUGAGUAAUUAUGGCUUUCUGCCAGCAGGUGGCGCUUUCAGAUCAUAGCAUCUGAAUUGUUUUUUGUUUUUUUUUGGCAGAUAAUACAGGA